AUGUCCGAAUCGGAAGCAGUCACCUCGAGAACAAUCAGGCGUGAAAGAGUUUCCAGUGCGGAGCAAUCAUCUGACAAUACAAUUACUCCCUCACUUUCUUCUUCUUCUCCUGUUCUUGAUUCGUCAUCGGUUGUUCCUGCUGAAGAAGUAGCGACUACUGCUGAGGAUAGCUCAACAGAGGCAUCAUCUGUUACGUCUUCCGGCAAGGAGGAAGAGACUACCCUUGAGGGAGCUUCAACAUCGGAGGCUCCGUCGGUUACUGAUGGUCACGUUCGGCCCAAAAGAAGUGCAAAGAAAGAUUCUACCUCCUCUGCUUCUGUGCAUGAUGGGUCAUCAUCGGCUGCUACCACCGAAACCGUCGAAGAAACCACUACUGAAGCAGCGGCGAAAUCCUCUACUAAGACCGCCCCUCACAGAGUGGCUAACAUUCGCGUGCGUCAUCGAAGAAGUGUAGAAAAAGACUCCUCUUCCUCUUCUGCUCCUUCGGAAUCUUCAACGACUUCUUCCACGGAACCUGAAGAGACCACCACCAGCACUGAGGAAACCAUCACUAAGGAGAACUCAACGGAUUCAUCAUCAGAUUCCACAACUGAACCCCACGAAACUAGUGAAGUUACCUCAACGUCAGUUGCUCCCUCGAAAGCUUCCUCAAAAGGUAAAGCUGAAGAAUUGACAGCCGUUCAGAUCCGUACCAAGAGAAAGGCAGAGAAAGAAGUGUUUUCUCACAAGUCUCCGUUCCUCAAUUCUUCAUCAGAUUUCCCUGCUGAAGACGAGGAAGUCAUUCUUGAAUCUAACUCAACAUUGAAGCAUCUGUCCACAACUUCGAAGCUCAUUGAUAGUAUCCGCGUGCCGAGAAGAAGAAAUGCAUGA
Cooperia oncophora is the source of this 870-nucleotide messenger RNA. The record is from the annotation of a GenBank genome assembly. Lineage: Eukaryota; Metazoa; Nematoda; Chromadorea; Rhabditida; Trichostrongylidae.